Molecule: messenger RNA, 2232 nt
Organism: Colletotrichum phormii
Lineage: Eukaryota; Fungi; Ascomycota; Sordariomycetes; Glomerellales; Glomerellaceae
Product: SDA1-domain-containing protein
Exons: 2
Coding region: 1-2232 (743 amino acids)
Biological process (GO): ribosomal large subunit biogenesis; ribosomal large subunit export from nucleus
Cellular component (GO): nucleolus
Source: RefSeq, a predicted model, not a curated record
AUGGGAAAGCGCAAGGUCACCGCCCUCGAGAAGGUCGAUGUCGACUUCGCCGGCCUUCAGUACAAGAUCCGCCGCGACCCCAAGUCGUACGAAGAGAACUUCCUCCAACAAUGGGGCCAGUACGAGAGUCAGCGCGAGGUCUUCCUCGUCUCACCGACGACAGCGACGAGAGAGUACACCGAGUCCUUCCAUAACCUCGUCGAUCUCCUCGCGCACACCGUCGACCUGUACCCGAAGCAUGCCGUCGCGUUCCCCGACGACCUGAAGGCGAUCCUGCUGCAGCACCACGAAGUCCUGCACCCCGAGCUGCGCGAGAAGAUUGUCGGAAGUUUGGCGCUCCUCCGCAAGAAGGACGUCAUCGACUCAACGUACUACCUCACGACGUUAUUCCCCAUCCUCGUUUCCUCGCCCAGCAAGACGCUGCGAACGCUCUUGUUCGGCAAGAUCCUUACCGAGAUGCGCAAUGCGAACUCCAAGGCGACGAACCACCCCCUCAACCGCACGAUCCAGACCGUCCUGUACAACCUCAUCACGGCCGAUCGCACAUCACCGAAAGGUGUUUGGGCUGUCAAGCUGACCCGUGAGCUGUGGAAGCGACAAAUCUGGACCGAUGCCAAGACGGUCGACGUUAUGAAAGAGGCGGCCCUUUCCGACAACGAAAAGGUUGUCGUUGGUUCCGUUCGGUUCUUCCUCGGUGGCGACAAGGAGCGUGAGGAGUUGGAGGACGACAGCAGCGACGAAGAGCAGAUUGAUUUGCAAAAGAUGAAGCAUCAGAUCGGCAUUAACAAGAAAUCGAACAAGCAGAAAAACGCUUACAAGAAGGCCGUUGCCAAGAUUCACAAGCAGGAGCGCGGCAAGGGCAAGCCUCACCCGCUCAACUUCUCCGCCUUCCACCUCCUGCACGACCCUCAAGGCUUUGCCGAGACGGUGUUCCAGAAGCACCUGCAAAACACCAAGACAAAAUUUUCCCAGGAGAACAAGCUCCUCAUUCUGCAGCUGGUUACACGACUGGUUGGUCUUCAUAAGUUGACUAUCAUCAGCCUGUACUCGUGGUUCAUCAAGUUCCUCACGCCCCGCCAAGAGUCUGUCACUUCUUACCUGGCUUCUCUGGCUCAGGGAACGCAUAGCCUGGUCCCCCCUGAUGCGGUGGAGCCUCUCAUUCAGAAGAUUGCCAACGAAUUCGUCUCAGAAGCCGCCGCGGCCGAAGUCGCUGCUGCUGGUCUGAAUGCUAUCCGUGAAAUCUGCGUCAGACAGCCCCUGGCCAUGACCGACACACUGUUGCAAGAUCUUGUGCAAUACAGAAAGAGCAAAGACAAGGGAACGAUGAUGGCGGCCAAGGGUCUCCUGUCGCUAUACAGAGAGGUUGGCGCUGAUCUGCUGCAGAGGAAGGACCGAGGCAAGGACGCGUCCAUGGGUCUCAGAAGCGGAGAGAUCAAGACGAAGAGAUUCGGCGAGGAGGCAGUUGGUGGCAUUGAGGGUAUCGAACUGUUGGCAAGAUACAAGGAGGAGCAGCGCAAGCUCAAGCGAGCCGCCAAGGGCUUGCCUGAAGACGGCGCCGACAAGGACGAAGACGAGGACGAGGAUGGCUACAAGUCUGAGGACUGGGAAGUGGACUCUGACGACAGCGACGACUCGGGCGGCUGGAUCAACGUUGACCACUCGGAUGAUGAGGAUAAUGAGCCUGCGCCGAAGAAGCGCAGGACAGCAGAGGACGGAUCGGACUCCGAGGAGGAAGACGAGGAAGACGACGCCGACGAACUCGAGCGGAUACAAAAACUCGCCACGACCACUAUUCUCACGCCUGCCGACCUCGCGAAGCUCCAGGAGCUGCGUAUGGAGGCCAGUCUCAAUAAGACACUGGGCAAGAACACGAAGCGUUCAAAGGAGCUUGAAAAGGCUCUGGCCCGCCAUGCCGACGAUGGCCUCACGGCUGAGCAGAUUGAGGCGCCCGCCAGGCUGCGCAAGACGACCAAGGAGGAGAGAGUCGCGAUGGCCAGUGAAGGCAAGCCGGGCCGCGAAGAGCACAAGUCGACGCAGGCCAUCCGCCGGUCGAAGAAGGAGGCCGAGGGCAAGAGUUCGACGAACAAGGAGAAGGCGCGCCAGAAGAACUUCAUGAUGACGCUGAACAAGGCCAAGUACAAGAACAAGAGGAGUUUGGUGCAGACGAAGAAGGUGCUGCAGGGUCACAUUGACAGGAGUAAACGUGGCGGAAGACGUGCCAACGGUACAUAG